Molecule: messenger RNA, 625 nt
Organism: Didymodactylos carnosus
Lineage: Eukaryota; Metazoa; Rotifera; Eurotatoria; Philodinida; Philodinidae
Source: the annotation of a GenBank genome assembly
UGGACAAUCGAUUGUUGAUAUACAACGUACAUGGCAAAAAAAAGAUCAAGUUUUAGUUGAACGUAUUUUACAAUAUACAAAUGUAAGGGAUGAACAAAUUAAAACAAAAUUACGUUAUGAAACACAUCGAAAAAUACAUCAAGAUUUUUUAGCAAAUAUCAAAACUACGAAAGUAUCCCAAAACGUUGAUAAAAAAUUAGUUAAACCUCAUCAUGGAUUGAUUAUGUACGGGCCACCAGGAACUGGUACAAAAACACCUCAUGCAGAAAAAUGGGCUAUCACUAUUACAUCCGAUCCAUUUUUAUUACGUCAAUUUUGUUCCGAUGUUAAUUUUACACUAACUAAAAAAGAAGAAGAUGAUGAAGAAGAAGAACGAAGAAAAAGCGAAGACAAGAUAAAAUGUGUAAAAUGUAAAGGUUAUUAUAUUGUUAAUGAUAAUAAAAUGGGUUCAUGUAAUCAUCAUGAUGAAUUUGUUUAUGAUAAUUUAUCACCUGGUUUAAAAAUGUAUACACAAUUAAUGGCAAUCGAACAAUUAAAUUUAGCUGAAUAUAAAUCAAUUAGUAUGAAUUAUAAUCAAGAACAACGUGAACAAUAUGAACGAACAAAAAUAAGAUUUAUGUUGUGA